Darwinula stevensoni is the source of this 2973-nucleotide messenger RNA. Lineage: Eukaryota; Metazoa; Arthropoda; Ostracoda; Podocopida; Darwinulidae. The record is from the annotation of a GenBank genome assembly.
AUGGAUCCUCAAAAGGAUGCAAUUCUAGAUGAGCUUCUCAAGGAAUUUCAUGGCUCAGAUGGUGAUGAUGAUUGUGAUAACAAAGGUGAUGGUGUUGUGCAAAUUGUAAAGCCAGUGAGUGGAAAGGACUUGCAAAAGCAGACACUUAGUGCUGCAGACAUUGACAGUGAUGAAGAAGCUGCUUUGGAAAUCAUAGAGUCAAAUAGUGAAAAUGAAGACAUGCCCAAGGAAACUGGUAAUUCUCUGGAUAAAGGCAGGAGGGAGGGUGUAAAUGAAAGUGGAGGUGACACUGAUGCCCUGGACACUUUGGUAGGACUUCUUGAUGAGGAUGAAUUUUCAAAGGAUGAUAUGAUGCAGGGUGGAAUGAGGAACUCAUUGGAUCCUCUGCCUGACAAAAGGUGCCCUUCCACAAAGAAAAGUAGUACUGGUAGAUGUGGUAAAACUGAACUGUCAGAGUUAAAUUUUAAAGGGGAACAAGGCAGUAGCCAUGCUCCUGAUGAGGACCCAGAUGAGGAACUGAAUCAAGAGUUGAAAGAGCUUCAGAGAAAAAUGGAGGAGAUUCAAAGGAAACUACAGAACAGAAAAGGACAGGAAACGGAUGAUCAAAAGAACAACUUAAGCAAGUCUGGUUCAAACACACCAGAUGAGGUGAGAAUGGCAAGCAGCCGAACAACUGAAGUUCUGGAUUCUUUACCUGAUGCUUCUAAUAGCAAGGCAGUGAAGAGAGUCAUACCUGCUGAAGAAUCCAAAAGACUGCUUGAGAAGCUUAGCCAGAAGAAAGUCUUGAAAAGGGAGGAAGAGCCUAGACUACCCACAAAAGAGGAAUUGGGUUUUCUGGACUCAAGCGAUGAAGAGGAGGAGCGCUGCCCUCUCGAGAGCCGGUACAAUGCAUUUGGGAAGGAUGUCAAGAAACGCAUUGCACAUCAGGCUGCUGAAAAGAAGUCAAGGGAGAUUGACAAGCAGAUGGCAGUUCUUGAAAGAACCAAGCGAGUGAUUGUCCACAAUGAAACGAAACAAGUCAAGAGCGGAAAUUCCAAGAUUCUCGUAUCUGGUUCAGACUCAGGAUUCCUGGAGCAGUUUUCUGGGAUAAGAGUGACGAAUCCCAUAAUAUCAUCUGUGGAUCUCCAGGGAAGAAUGUAUGGGAAGCAUUUGGUGAGAUUGGGAUUGAUAAAGGGCCAUAUCAUCAAAGGCUCCUCCAUUGACAUAGAGGGAGAUUGGGUGACCAUUGGAGUUCUCAUAUCCAAAAGUGAUUCCAAACAAUUGAUAUCUGAAGCUUGGCCAUUGCCUUGUGAUUUUGGCUUCCAGGGGAAUCCAUACCGCAUCUGGAACCUGAAUGAUCUACAUGACUGCACCCAGAUGGUGUCCCUUUUCCUCUUUGGCAAGGCACACAAGAAUCUGUGGAAGACAUCAGUUGGCACUGUUGUUGGCCUUCUCAAUCCUUCUAUCAUGGAAUCUCAUGCAAAUGAUAACAACCAAAAUGUUGUGGCAACACUUUCAAUCAAUGAUGAAAACCGGGCCUUGCUCAUUGGGACUUCAAAAGACUUGGGCAUCUGUCGUGCUCGCAAGACCAAUGGAACGCCAUGCACCAUGCCUGUGAACAAGUCCCAAUGUGAGUUCUGCACCUAUCACCUGCAGACUCAAUACAAAAAGUCUGCCCUAAAGAGGUCUGAACUCCAGUCUACCUUUUCUGGAGUGGAGCCAAAGCAUCGAAAACGACCGAACAAUCAGGCAUCUGGCAAUGCUCAGAUAUACUGUACUGGAUCUAUCCAGUCUCCACCAAGGGAGCGUGCCAGAGGGAAAUUCAACCUUGGGAGCCUCAAGAUGAAGCAAGAGGCACAGAAGAUCCUGAACAUGGAGAAGGAAAAGGCUGGGCGGUUGAAGCAUCUCAACGAGUCUGAGUUCAAGGCCCUUUCCAAAGCCAAGGAAGGACUUGCCGAUAUGCUCGUGGUGCCAAAUGCAGGAUCACGGAACCUCCUCCGCCACCUAUCGCAGGAGUUUGAACCUACUGCUUUGUCAGGAUUGACUGCAAAGGAGAAAUCUCUUACUCCAAGGGAACUGCUGAACAAGCAUUCAGAAAAGUUGAAGGAUACCUUGAAACCUGCCAUGCCACAACUUGGUCGAGGGCUUCUUCCAGGGCAGUUGGUGGAUUUGGAUAUCUACAAGAUUUCUUCUCCAGAUGCCAAGAGGAGAGCUAUACAGUUGGUAAAAAAGAAAGGAACCCUGGGGAAAGUGAACCCAAACUCCAUCCGCAAAUCCCCAACAGAUGAACAGAAAGCCAAGGUUAUCCAGAAAGUGAAUGAGGAUUUAGGACCAGACUCCAACUCAAAACCAGCUGAAGUAUAUAUGUCGCAGUUGAUGCCAGGGAAGCAAAUGAGUGCAGAGGAUCUGAAGGCCAUCAUGUCUGCAAGAUCCAGGCACACAGACUUGGUUUCGGCUGCCGAGGCUCAAGCGGCAGAGAAAUACUUUGAUGAUCUCGAGAAGAAGGAAAAUGUGGAGCAGAAGAUGCUAGAGAUCUGGGAGGUCCCCACAACUGUUGUGGUUUGUUCAAAGUGCAACUACAGAGCAUUCACUCAGUCGGACUUGUGUCGAGCACAGGGUCAUGCCAUCAAAAGGAUGAAGGCUAACAAGCGCUGGUUCAAGUGCAAGAAAUGCGGGAAGCGUACCAUUGCAUUCGACCGCAUUCCCUCAAAACCCUGCAAACAGUGUGCAGAAUCCUCAUGGGAACGCUGUCCCAUGGGCAAGGAGAGACAAGGCCCAAAGCUGGAGAGUGAGAUCUUGUCCAUCCGGGGAACUGAGCAGAAGUUCAUUGGUGGCUUCAAUGCAGGAGAGCUCAAUAUCAACAUUUAAUAUUGCAUCAACCUUCUCUGGGUUUCAUCAUUUCACCUCAACAUUCUGCAGUGUUCAUUGAAGCUUGUGCAGAAUGCUUUAAAUAGUGUGACAAAGUUUUUACUUGCUUUUCAUACUUGUGUGCAG